Messenger RNA from Spodoptera littoralis (African cotton leafworm), 738 nucleotides. NCBI's taxonomy places the organism in Eukaryota, Metazoa, Arthropoda, Insecta, Lepidoptera, Noctuidae. The record is from the annotation of a GenBank genome assembly.
AUGUCGUCAGAUAUAAUAACGUUGCUAAAACUGGACAAAAGUUUGUCAAAUAAAGUGGUUGUAGUAAAAGAAAUCAACAAAUGUGACAGUUCAUUCAUCACCAGUUGUUUGCUAAACUAUUGCAUCAAGAAUAAGACUGCUGUUGUUGUAGUGUCAACACACAACUCUCUGCAACACUAUCAAAAUGUGGGCCUCAAAAUGAAUUACAACUUGCAAAGAUAUGUGGACACAGGAUUAAUAAAUUAUUUUAACAUAGGUGAAUACUGCAUUAACAGUUUACUAAAUGACAAUAAACUGCCUGAACUUUUUGUGAAAGUAAAAGAAAAAGUAUUGUUGAUGCGACAAAAGUAUGAAACAGUUAAUGUAAUAGUGGAUGGUGCUUCACAUUUCUUUGACUUAGACUAUACACUGAAAGAAGUAAAUAUGUUUUUCAAAGAGUUAAUUCCAUUUGUAACUAGUUACAAUAAUUCCUUUGUUGUUUGUCAUUGUAAUGAAGCAAAUGAGGAUGAUGUGACAUGUGUGAUGUCUAAUUUAUUGAUGCACAAAGCUUACACUGUGUUGGAGGUUGAGAGUCUUACCUCUGGCUGGAGCGCUGAUGUAUCAGGCCACUUGAGUGCCAUGUACCCAGGACUAAAGUAUGACAAUGAACAUUUGUAUGUCAUGGACAUAAAACCUUCCCGAUAUCUAUUCAAACUAUUUGACAGAGGUGUAAAACUAUUUGCUCCUGGCACUGUGUAA